Danio aesculapii is the source of this 1714-nucleotide messenger RNA. RefSeq names its product dynein regulatory complex subunit 3 (gene drc3). Gene Ontology annotation, molecular function: protein binding. The coding region runs from base 60 to 1604 and encodes 514 amino acids. The transcript is spliced from 13 exons. Lineage: Eukaryota; Metazoa; Chordata; Actinopteri; Cypriniformes; Danionidae. The record is from RefSeq and is a predicted model, not a curated record.
UUAGCGUCGUGCAGCAGUCGUGUGCUACAGCUACAGAGGAACAUUUCCAGACAGUGCUUAUGAUGAACGGCCAGCAGGAGGAGCCCGGAGUCAUCGAUGAGCAGAUGCUGCAGCGCGCGGUGGAGGAGCAGCAGACCAGAAACACAGAGGGGAUACAGCUGGAGGAGGUGCUGGAGCUUAGGCUGGACUACAGGAACAUCCUGAAGAUCUAUCACCUGUGGAGUUUCAGCUCUCUGACGAAGCUGCAGCUGGAUAAUAACGCCAUCGAGAGGAUAGAAGGACUAGAAAACCUCACCAAUCUGACCUGGCUGGAUCUGUCAUUUAAUCAGAUCGAGCUCAUUGAAGGUCUGCAGACUCUUGUGAAGCUCCAGGAUUUGAGUUUCUUCAACAACCGGAUCUCUGUCAUUGAGAAUCUGGACACGCUGCAGCAGCUGCAGGUCCUCUCUCUCGGGAACAACACCAUCACUCAACUGGAGAACGUGAUUUACCUCAGGAAGUUUCAGAACUUACGCACCCUCAGCCUAGCGGGAAACCCCAUCUGUGAGGAGGACAGAUACAAGACAUUUGUGUCCGCAUAUCUUCCAGACCUGGUUUAUCUAGACUACAGACUGCUGGAUGAGCAAACGCGUGAAACCGCUAAUGCUAAGUAUCAGUACGCUAUAGAGGAGAUGCGUCAGAAUGAGUUGCAGGAGCAGCAGGUGAUGGAGGCUCAGAAGAUCAGCAAUGAAGAGCUUCAGCUGCACAAGGACGCAUUCGUGGAGAACCUGAACGGCGCUCAGCUCUUCGACAGCAUGUUUGCAGAUGAUCCUGAUGCUGAGAAACUGGCUCUGCUGCCGGGAGUAGACGCUCUGCUGGAGGAGUUUAGGAGCAGAAUGGAGGCUGUGUGUGUGCAGAUGUUUGACACUGGUUUGUCUCAGCAUUCUCGGAGGUCUGCGGAGGUGGAGUCUUUCCUCAGCUGUUCUCGAGAAGCCGUGGCUGAAAACAAGCAGAAAGCGGCACAGAUCGCAGCCGACUUCGAGAGCUCCAGGAGACAGAAGACAGCGGAGAUGCAUCAGAUCAGGGAUGCUGUUGAGCUGGAAACACACCUGAGCGUCUGCCGUCAGCAGCUCACACACACGUCUGAGCAGCUCAUGAGCCUGGAGCUGCAGCUGGUGGACCAACUGGAGGACGUCUUCAAAGACUUUGAGAGGAAUAUCUUAGAGAUGGUCGGAGGCUUCGUUGAGUUUGUGCAGGGGAUGUUUGCGCAGUGCAGAGAUCUGGAGAACCAGCACCAUGAACAGCAGCUGGAGAUCGGCCUGGAAACGCUGGAGAAAGUCCUCAAGAAUGAGCUUGAAGAGGAGAUCCCGGAUGAUCUGGCCAUGCUGUUAGUAGAUAAAGACACGGUGAUCAACGCAGCGAGCGCUUCACACGACACGCACCUGAUGAAGAUCGAUAACAGAGAAGACAAGCUGGUCACACAAACAAACAGCUGGUUCGAACGCCUGGUCACAGAGAUACAAGAUGAAGAGGUGAAGAGGAAUCGCAAGCGCAUCUCAGAAAUACAAAACUACAUUCACUUUGUGAAGGACGAACUGGAGGACCUGACACUACCUGAGCAGCAUUAACACAUUCAUCAGACAGAGAGAAAGAGAAAUUAUCAAUAUAAUGUAUGAACAAUAUGAUAUGUUUGCUGAUAUGAAUUGUUUUUGUUUAUUAAAAUCUGAUAUAAAAUGAA